Linum trigynum is the source of this 2553-nucleotide messenger RNA. The record is from the annotation of a GenBank genome assembly. NCBI's taxonomy places the organism in Eukaryota, Viridiplantae, Streptophyta, Magnoliopsida, Malpighiales, Linaceae.
UGAAACUUCUCCCCAUUUUUAAAACAAACACAUUCAUCAUGAGUAUCACAGAUAGCUCAUCGUCUGGAGGACGUGAACAAACCGAAGAGUACGAAAGAUGUCACCACCUACGUUUGAGUUUAAUCGGUCGGAGGCUGGCUGAAGGUUCAUCAAGUCGACAUCAAACUACAAGCCGAACUCACAAGUAUACAAUGCUCGCAUAUUUAGAAGGCGCUAUCAAAUGCAGCCAAGGUUAUUCCAUCGCAAUAUGGGUGACAUUGGGAGGUUUGAACCCUCAUUUAUGCUAAGGCAUGAUGGCCUUGGUCAAGUAUCACUAUCUCCCGAUCAGAAGCUUACUGGUGCGAUGUGCAUGCAAGCAUAUGGUUCUCCUACUUAUCAACUUGAUGAGUAUGUUCAUAUUGGUGAGAGCACCUUGAUGUCUUUCUUCAUGAAUUUUUGCAACAACAUUAUCAACAUAUAUAGGGCCACAUACUUUCGCGAAUCAACUUCUGCUGAUUUAAGGAUCUUACUUCGUAAAGUCUUAAGUCGUGCCUUUUCUGGGAUGAUUAGAUCAAUUGACUACAUGCAUUGGGAAUUGAGGAAUUGUCCAAGUGGGAAGGACAAUACACUGGCCAUAUGCAUAGGCCAACAAUCAUUUUUGAUGCGGUGGCCUCAUAUAACACAUGGAUAUGACAUGCUUUCUUUGGGUCACCUGGAUGAAAACGACAUAAAUUCUAAGGUGUUUGAUUGUAUUGUCAAUUGAAGUGCUCCACAUGUACGAUAUGAGGUAAAUGGUCAUGCUUACGAUUGAUGUUAUUACUUGGCUGAUAGUAUUUAUCCCUCAUGGUCAACUUUAUGAAUACCUUCAACAAUUCAAGGUCAAACAAAGAGGCCUUGUUUGCUAAACAUCAAGAAGCUUAUUGUAAAGACGUAAAACUGACAUUUGGAAUCCUCCAAAUAAGAUGUAAAUUAUUAAUGGCCAUUCGAGAGCUUGAGAUGUUGAAAAACUUAAUAAUAUAAUGUUGACAUGCAUUAUAUUACACAACAUGAUAAUCGACGAUGAGCAAGUUAAUUCUGACGAUGAGAUGGAAGAUGACCUUGAUUAUGAGGUCCGUGAACAACCUCAACCAGUCAACCUACACAUUCAAACUUUGAUUACUUGGCUAGAAAACAGGCUUCGCUCUUAAAAAACACAUCAUUCGCUCCGAAAUGAUUUGGUUGAGCAUCUUUAAAAUUUGCAUGGUAAUAACUAGUCUUGUUUAAUGGUAGAUUGUAUUUCAAGUUGCUCGGUAGUUUGAAUUUCAAGUUUCGAUAUGUUAUUGUAUUUCAUGUUUCAACAAAACUUGUCUUGUAGUUAGUCAACAUGUUUCAAUAACACUAGUUUUUAUUACUCAUGGAAAUAACAAAGUUCAAGGAGUACAAAUAGCACAUGAAAAUAAAAAAAGUUCAAAGUACACAUAAUACAUGAAAAUUACAAAGUUCAAAGACAACACACAACACAUGAAAACAGUAAAGACAAUAGAGUACACAUAAGACCUUCUGUCAAUAAUCCAUAAUAGGAGAGAAAAAAACGAUCUCUCUCUUUCCUGUUUCGCACACGAUAGAAAUGAUGGCAUGCAGAUUAGUUAUGGUGAGACCAAGAGUCAAAGGUCUUCUAUCUAAUCCUUCACCAUUCGCUUAACAGAUCUCAAAUUCCAAUCCAAGGAAUUUACUGUUCAGUGAACAAGAAAUCAAGGAUAAUGGAAAGCAAUGGCGAAUCCAUAGUUUCACUUAAGCAUGCACAGGGCAUGAAGCCACCAACACUGUCUCAGUGGAACAUAUGACGUUGGAGGCGAAACUCCCGUUAUAGCCGCCACAUUAGGCAGUGGCUGCAGAGAUGGCGAAGAAGACAUAGACUUCGAUGCUAGCGGCAGAGGAGAAAAUGAUUGGAAGGAGGACGAUUUGAGUCGGAUCAGUCCCUUAUACAGGGUAAGUUACAACUAUGAUGAGUUGAUAAAAUCAAACUACUGUACUAGGUGACUUUAAAAUCUUAAUAAUAAAGUAAUUGACGAAGGACUGGAUAAACGAUUGGGCAUUAGGCGAGUUAUUGAUUUCCACAAACUAAUUAAGAGAAAUUAGUAGAGGUAAAUCCCACCUUAUCGGAGUAGUGCCGCUAUCAGUAAAUUAUAUUUAAUUAAGCAAUAAACGUAGGGAGAUGGGGCUGGGCGAGCGGUCUAAACAGAGACCAUUAUAGGUGGUAUUAAAUUGCCUCUUACUAUUCGAACGGUGGGUGCUUCUGUCGACAUCAUCGUUUUCAUCCAAUACCAGGUUGUUAGAGUUUAGCUUCGAGUCGCCUUUAGGAUACGAGUAUCGACAAGAAGAGUCGACAACGAGUGGCAGUCAAAUUUAAGUAUUUAAUAAUCUUUCUUUUUAACUGUUAGUGACUCAUCGAUUCGGGUUGAUAUGGACGUCGAGUCUCCAACAAAAAUAUAUAAAAACUAACCAUUUGUGACUCAUCAUUUGUGGCUAAUGUGGAUGGCAUAUCACCAACAAGAAAUAUAAAUAACUCUCCCUUAAUAAAACAAAGUAAGGAAU